Messenger RNA from Anoplopoma fimbria (sablefish), 822 nucleotides. RefSeq names its product thioredoxin-like 4A (gene txnl4a). Gene Ontology annotation, cellular component: U5 snRNP; U4/U6 x U5 tri-snRNP complex; spliceosomal complex. The transcript has 4 exons. The record is from RefSeq and is a predicted model, not a curated record. Gene Ontology annotation, biological process: mRNA splicing, via spliceosome. The coding region runs from base 167 to 595 and encodes 142 amino acids. Lineage: Eukaryota; Metazoa; Chordata; Actinopteri; Perciformes; Anoplopomatidae.
ACGCGCUGUCGCAGGUUGAUGACGUAACGCGCAGAGAACGUAACAUUUGCGAAAAAAGUACACAGCAGCAGCGGCUAACGGGGAGUUUUGUCCUAUUGUUGUUGUACGUUUUAUAUACUUAUUGUGUUUUUUUAUUAGCUUUGGGGGUUGUUGACUUGCUAUCAGGAUGUCGUACAUGCUACCUCAUCUCCACAAUGGCUGGCAGGUGGACCAGGCCAUCCUGUCUGAGGAGGACCGGGUCCUGGUGAUCCGGUUCGGUCACGACUGGGACCCCACGUGUAUGAAGAUGGACGAGGUUCUGUACAGCAUCGCUGAGAAGGUGAAGAAUUUUGCAGUCAUUUACCUGGUGGACAUCACAGAAGUGCCUGACUUCAACAAGAUGUACGAGUUGUACGACCCCUGCACCGUCAUGUUCUUCUUCAGGAACAAACACAUCAUGAUUGAUUUGGGUACUGGUAACAACAACAAGAUCAACUGGACAAUGGAGGACAAGCAGGAGAUGAUAGACAUUGUUGAAACCGUGUACCGGGGAGCCAGAAAAGGACGAGGUCUGGUGGUGUCUCCAAAGGAUUAUUCUACAAAAUACAGAUAUUGAUUUUUUUUGAUUUUUUUUUAAGGAGUUGUUUUUUUUACCUGAUAUUUUGUGACAUAACACACAGACUACAAGUUACAGAAGACAUGGAAGAUCUCUUUCAACAUUUUUUUUUUGCAAGUGAAAGAAGAACAAUAUUCUUAUUAAUGGCCGUGAUCGUGUUACAUUGAGCCAUUUGUGUUUUUUUUGUGUAGACUGAUGUGUAAAUCAGUUUCUUCAACAAGUUGUUU